CGUGCGUGCGUGUGUGUGUUGGGGGGGGGGGGGGGGGGGAGCAGCUCUUCCCGUCUACCCAUCCAAUGUCCCACUCGGUGAGCGCGUGCUCCUUCCACACAGACGAGAUGAUACUUCUUGGACUUCUCUUCACUGUGAUCAGGUUUUCAGCCGUGCUGCCGUUCUCGGCUCCGGUCCACCACCUCCCGGCUCACCUCCCGGCGCCGGCCCCCCAGGCCGGUCGGGGGGACUGCCUCGACGCCCACCGGGCCUGCGGCAGCGACCCGCGCUGCGAGGCGCUGUACCGCGGCGUGGAGCUGUGUGCGGACGACGCCGGCGCCGCCCCGCUGGGCGAGCAGGCCGCCUCCGAGUGCCUGGAGAGCCAGGACGCCCUGCUGGCCCGCCACCCGCCCCUGCUGGCCUGCCGGUGCCAGCGCGGCUCGCGGCGCGAGGAGCGGUGCCUGCACGUGUACUGGAGCGUCCGCCUGCUGCCAGGGGAAGAUGAAAUGGAGGUGUCUCCGUAUGAAUUGAUGCCCAUGGACACUCACAUGGCCUCCUUAAUAGUGGCGUCCUCCUCGCUGCCCCAGGACGGGCUGAACCCCUGCCUGAAGGCGGCGCAGGACUGCGGGCUGUUCGAGAAGUGCGGCGCCCUGCGCUCCGAGUACGUCCUGGCGUGCACCAAGCGGCCCAGCGGCACGGACCGCUGCAACCGGCAGAAGUGCCACCGCGCGCUGCGGCGCUUCCUGGAGCGCGUGCCCGAGGAGUACAGCCUGGGCGUGCUCUUCUGCCCGUGCGGCGAGCCGCUGUGCGGGGAGCGCCGGCGCAAGACCAUCGUCCCGUCCUGCUCCUACCUGGAGAGGGACGGACCCCCGCCCAACUGCCUGCACCUGCAGAGCUACUGCCGCCGGGACGACCUCUGCAGAUCCAGGCUGGCGGACUUCCUCCACAGCUGCCAGGCGUCCUCCAUGUCCUCCUCGGGCUGCGUGAGGGACACCUCGGCCGGCCUCUGCCUCCGGGCCUACGCCGGACUCAUCGGCACCAUGAUGACCCCAAACUACGUCAGCAACAGCUCGGCCGACGUGGCGCUGUGGUGCAACUGUGAGGGCAGCGGAAACCAGUGGCAGGACUGCCUCCGCCUCCAGCGCAUGUUUACCCACAACCCCUGCCUCAGUAGUUCCAUCAGCGCCCUGGGCCUCCCCGGGCCCCAGACGGUCGAGAACACCCCCCCUCCUCCCUCCAGAUCCCCCCCCUUCAACCCGGGUGACGAGUUGCUCAGCAACAACCUACUGCCUGAACACAACAACAUUGUGCUCGGCAGUGAGGAAGACGAUGAGUUCCUGAGGAAGGAACAAGGGGAGCCGGGGGAGGGGGGCCAGUUUGACGUGAUCCCCCUCUACUCUGAGAGGGCCACGGCCCCCAGCCUGGGGCCAAGAGGGGCCGCCACCACCGGGACCACCCCGCCGCUCCAAUGGGUCCUCCUGGUCUUCUCGGCUCUUCAUCUCAGCUGGGGUUAGGGUGACCUCCCGGGGGGGGGGGGGGGGGCACACACACACACACACACACACACAUUGAAAACCAACCACCCUGCACCCACUGACUGUUGUCCGGAGAAGGCUGGAGACGGGGAACGACACAAAAAGAAAGAACCCUCUACUACCCCCCCAGCAUCUUAUCUAUUCUCUCAUGUCUGCUCUGACUGUUGCGCUUGGGACCGCUCGUGGUCCCGUGUCCACGUCCAACCCUUUCCCCCGGCCCGUCUGCAGGCCGCCCCAGCAGCGUUGUGUGCGACGUAGGACGGGCUGCAGAGUCCCGGGCAGCAGGCGGAGCUGGUGCUGAGGCUGAGGAAGUAUGUGAUGUAUGAGACGCUUCUUCUAAGUGAUGGAUCUGCGUGGCCCGACACGUCUCUCUCUCCUCCUAAUAAGAAAAAAAUAACUACUACUACAAACAAUAUACUGGUCCAUAACAGCUUGAUGUGUGUGUGUGUGUGUGUGUGUGUGUGUGUGUGUGUGUGUGUGUGUGUGUGUGUGUGUGUGUGUGUGUGAUAGUGUGAUAGUGUGAGUGUGUGUUUAUUCGCGUUGUUCAUGGAAAUAAUUACGGUCUUGGUGGAGGCAAAACAGAUUACAGAACUGUAUUACACAAUGGAUUUAUAAUUUUCACUCGCAAUUUGUUUGUUCCAUGCCGAGUAGUAGCCCACACACACACACACACACACACACACACAUUACAAACACACCAUCCAUAUCUCCUCUGGCCCUGCGUCUCCACCUGCUACGGGGACAGACAAAGCCACCGCGGGCUCAUAACACAAAUGAAGUCUUCACCAAUAAAAGCCACGCACCAGAAACAAUAUGAGAUCCAAAACGGCAGGAACAAAUCAAACACAGCUCCCCCUCCCAGCGGUACCAGGGGAUGUAGCGGCGGGAACGGCCAAGUGCGUGCAGCCGCAGAGACGGAGACGGAGACAGAGAGACGGAGACAGAGAGGGGGAGAGGGAGAGGGAGAGGGAGAGAGAGAGAGAGAGAGAGAGGGGAAGAGAGAAGGUGGGCUCCCAUACCUGGUCUUGGAACAUGACAUCUCAACAGGAAACAGGCCGUAUUCAGUUAGGAGAGACCAGUUGCGCUAAAGUAUGACUCAGGGUCCCUGAUGAGACUGGUGGGGGGGGGGGGGGGUUAGUGAUUCUGUACCAUUGUAAACAUUGUCUCCCCUGAGGUAGUGUGAAGGUCUGCACUGUGGCUUUGUGAGUGAGAAGUGGCGAUGGACUAACCCUAACCCUGGACCACUAAGGCUCUUUGAAGGAGCACACCUCCAACCCUAACCCUUCACCUAACCCUAACCCUAACCCUAACCCUAAACCUUAGACCCAACCCUCCAUCAGUGGUCCUAUAAGGCCGGGCUGGGCCUUAUAGGACCACAGUCUAGAGAAAUGGCGAGCGGAAACCGCCAACCCGGGAGAAGUGGCACAGUUGUUUAAUUUCCGAUCUCCUGCUUCUCUUAGCUGUUUGUGUGAAGUGGGCAGGAUCUCACUUCCGUGGGACGGGGUUGGAGAGGAGGAGAGAGGUGAGGGAACAGGACGGAGGAGACGGAGGGAGGCCGAGUAAUGGAACACGCUAGGUUGAGGAGACAGGAAGAAAUGGAAGAAUUGAAAAGUGCAGAGAGACAGAAGGCGUGGCGGGCGUGCUCUCAUCCCGUCUACUCUUCCUUGUUCUUUCUCUCUCUCCCUCUCUCUAUCUUGUCUCUUUCUCCCAUCCCUCACAAGAGAAAAAACUUUAGCCACCCACGCACAAACACACACACACACACACACACACAUAAACACACACUUAGUCGCAAGAAACCCACCUUGACCUUGUUCUGUCUGCCUCCUGGGCGUGCAACCCCUCGUAUAAAAGGCCGUCCAUCAGCCGGAAACCCCAGUCCUACAGGGCCGAGAGAGGGGGGAGACAGGGGGAGACAGGGGGAGAGAAAGAGAGAAAGAGAGCUGGGCUGUGUUACCUUUGGAUCUUUUCUAUCUUCUGUGACUCUGUGGUACAGCAUGACAUCAUUAAUGGACAGGUCACCCCUCCCUCCCUCCCUCCCACUCACUCACUCACACACACACACACACACACACACACACACACACACACACACACAGACACACACACCCACAGUCGACCCCCGAGGGGUUAAUUGGGAUCAGAGGGGGUGGGGUUGAUGAUCGAUGUCGCUGUUGAGCUGUGUGAAAGAGAAGUCCUCCACACAGCCACUCUCUCUUUCAAGAUGCCCGUUGUUAUUUUUAAUUGUUUUUCGGGGGGGGGGGGGGGGGGGGGUGUGUUGUCUCGCCUUGACAUGCACCCACUGGUCACCCCCCUUACACACACAGAACACACACAUGCACACACACACACACACACACACUACAAUCGUGACACACACAAGACCUUCUGAAGCCCCCCUGGUGGAGUCGGACGUGGAGAGAGAGAGAGAGAGAGAGAGAGAGAGAGAGAGAGAGAGAGAGAGAGAGAGAGAGAGGGAGAGGGAGGGAGAGACGGAGAGACGGAGGGAGGGAGGGAGAGAGAGCAGCGUGGACACUGAUGAUUUAUUUUAAUAUGUAGGGAAAUAAACAAGAGAUGAAGCCAUGCGUUAAAUCAACUCAGAGAGGUAGAGAGAGAGGACGAGAUAGAAAGAAAGCCCUGAGGGCUAGGAGCCAGAAACGCUGUGUGUGUGUGUGUGUGUGUGUGUGUGUGUGUGUGUGUGUGUGUGUGGUGUGUGUGUGUGUGUGUGUGUGUGUGUGGUGUGUGUGUGUGUGUGUGUGUGUGUGUGUGUGUGUGUGUGUGUG
Gadus morhua (Atlantic cod) is the source of this 4297-nucleotide messenger RNA. RefSeq names its product GDNF family receptor alpha 3 (gene gfra3). Gene Ontology annotation, cellular component: external side of plasma membrane; signaling receptor complex. Gene Ontology annotation, biological process: nervous system development. NCBI's taxonomy places the organism in Eukaryota, Metazoa, Chordata, Actinopteri, Gadiformes, Gadidae. Gene Ontology annotation, molecular function: signaling receptor activity. Bases 66 to 1493 code for a protein of 475 amino acids. The record is from RefSeq and is a predicted model, not a curated record. The transcript is spliced from 8 exons.